AUGGCUGAACAGACUGAGAAAGCUUUUCUUAAGCAGCCCAAGGUUUUCCUUUGCUCGAAGAAAUCUGGGAAAGGAAAGAGACCUGGAAAAGGUGGAAACCGUUUCUGGAAGAACAUUGGUUUAGGUUUCAAGACUCCUCGAGAAGCCAUCGAAGGUGGUUACAUUGACAAGAAAUGUCCAUUCACCGGAACUGUUUCUGUAAGAGGUCGUAUCUUAGCUGGUACUUGCCACAGUGCUAAGAUGCAGAGAACCAUCAUUGUCCGUAGGAACUAUCUCCACUAUGUCAAGAAGUAUCAAAGGUACGAGAAGAGGCAUUCCAAUAUCCCUGCUCAUGUGUCGCCGUGCUUCCGUGUCAAAGAAGGUGAUCAUGUCAUCAUCGGCCAAUGCAGGCCGUUGUCAAAGACGGUGAGGUUCAAUGUUCUGAAGGUGAUUCCAGCGGGCGCAUCCGCCUUUGGAAAGAAGGCAUUCACCGGAGCCUAA
This is a messenger RNA of Arabis nemorensis, 480 nucleotides long. NCBI's taxonomy places the organism in Eukaryota, Viridiplantae, Streptophyta, Magnoliopsida, Brassicales, Brassicaceae. The record is from the annotation of a GenBank genome assembly.